This is a messenger RNA of Alternaria viburni, 420 nucleotides long. RefSeq names its product AP-2 complex subunit sigma (gene APS2). The transcript is spliced from 4 exons. The record is from RefSeq and is a predicted model, not a curated record. Gene Ontology annotation, cellular component: AP-2 adaptor complex; intracellular membrane-bounded organelle. Lineage: Eukaryota; Fungi; Ascomycota; Dothideomycetes; Pleosporales; Pleosporaceae. Gene Ontology annotation, molecular function: clathrin-cargo adaptor activity. Gene Ontology annotation, biological process: protein transport; clathrin-dependent endocytosis. Bases 1 to 420 code for a protein of 139 amino acids.
AUGGUGCUCUCGUUUAUCCUCAUUCAGAACAGGCAGGAAGACAAGAUUGGCGAAGUGGAUGAAGAGAAAGUCAAGUUAAAGGGCGAGGUCCACCGCCUCAUCGCCCCGCGCGACCAAAAACACCAAUCCAACUUCGUCGAGUUCCGCAACAUGUCCAAGAUCGUGUACCGCCGCUACGCCGGCCUCUUCUUCUGCGCCUGCGUCGACACAAAUGACAACGAGCUCGCGUAUCUCGAAGCCAUACACUUCUUCGUUGAGGUGCUAGAUGCCUUCUUCGGGAACGUGUGUGAGCUGGACUUGGUGUUUAAUUUCUACAAGGUGUAUGCGAUACUGGAUGAGGUGUUUUUGGCGGGUGAGAUUGAGGAGACGAGUAAACAGGUUGUGCUGACGAGGUUGGCGCAUUUGGAUAAGCUGGAGUAG